This is a messenger RNA of Cladocopium goreaui, 3137 nucleotides long. The record is from the annotation of a GenBank genome assembly. Lineage: Eukaryota; Dinophyceae; Suessiales; Symbiodiniaceae.
CAUUAUUCAGCCAUGGCGCCAGUAGAUGCCGCCUUGGCCUUGUCUGGGGAGAAAGGCAGCAGGGAGAUCGAAGAAUGGUCCAAUGAGGUGGAGGAGGUGACAUCGCAGAUCCGUGGCAUCAUCGAUGGGACCAUCACAGACUUUGAGGAUUUCGACCAAAAGUUGGCCCUGAAAGACCGCGCCAAACAGAUUCGACAGGAAGAGCAACAGGCGAGAAGGCAGAAGGUCUUGCUCUAUGGGUCUGAGGGAAAGGGCGAAGGAACUAAGUACAAGUGGUGGUGCAAGCGCUGUUUCGUGGAGUACUUCAUCGAUUUGCCCGAAGGCAAAUGCAGUCGAUGCCAACAGUCGGACCAGAUGAUGUCCCAGGAGGCUCGACGUGCAGAACUCAUGGAGAAACUGGACGUCUUCAAAGAGGAAAAGGCCAAACACAAAUGGCGGAAGGACAAGUGGAAUCGUUGGAAGAAAUCUCAGGCAUUGUUGGGCAAGAGCCGAUUCAUCAACUACAAAGCUUGGGAAUAUUGGGAGCCUGACACAGACUCCGAGGAGGAGGGAGAUCCCAUCGUUCCCAGAGACAAUCCGGAAUUUCUGGCGAUGGAAGCGGACCUCAAAGACCGGAAGAAGAAACAGUUUGACAAAGCCAAGACAGCAGAAAAAUGCCGUCAGAGGGGCAAUCAGUGCAUGACGGAAGGUGACUAUGUGGGUGCCAUCGAACACUACGAUGAGGGCCUGGAGUAUCGCCGCGACUCCAAAGCGUUGUGGACCAACAAGGCCCUGGCGGAACUGAAGGUCUUCAGAUGGCACGAUGCCAUAGCAUCCUGCAAUAAAGUCAUCGAAUACUCAGAGAUUUUCGAAGAUGGCUUUAAGAAGAGCGAAGACGCCAACUUCAAGGCCUUCACCCGUCGAGCUCAGGCCCUAAGAGGUUUGCACCGCUGGGAGGAUGCCUUGAACGACUUGGAGGAUGCCCUCAGCAUUUAUCCCAGGAACAAAGAAGCUCUGGACUUGAUGGAGAAAACCAAGCAAGCCUGCGAGGAUGCCAGGAAGGCCCGUGGCGUCGAGGCUGCGGUUGCGGAGGCCGUCGUCGCCGUUUCCGACGGCGACGACGGCGAGGGCGUCCGGGUGGAGAUCGAGGAAAGCGACGAGGAAACGAUGGAGGCCACGCCGGCGACGGCAGUGGAGCCCAGUGGGGAACCACUCCACUCCUUGGAAAGGCUCAACAAGAAGGAGUUCUCGCAAUUGCUGAAGGACUUGGACAACGCCACGCUUCGCAGCGCCUUCUGCGCGCGCAGCACGGCAGGCACGGCAGGCACGGCAAGUGCCAAGGCGGAUCAAUGGGUUGGACGGAAGAUCGACCUGAAGGUGGACGAAGUGGUUCAACCCUCGCGCUUGGAUUCGCUGUUGCAACACAUGGAGCGUUGCUGCGUCCUGUGGCGGAAACGUCGCACGGGCCAGGGGGUUCAGGCCAUGCAAGAUGAUGAACCCGAAGCCAAAGAUGCUGAUGACUUCGUGGAACUGGUGACGCCACGUGCGUUGAGUGUGCUGUUGGCAUUGGCCAAACAGAAUGAUCAUCAUUGCUCCUUGACCGUGCCGGCAGUCAGACAUGUGUGGCCCCUUUUGGAGGGAUCCCAGCAAUGGCGCUACGACAUCUUGUCGUUGCUCUUUGAAUGGUCGCAGAGAUCCAUCUCAGCCAAAGCGAUGGCAGAGUUUGCAGCCAGAUAUCCACAGCACCUGCAGAUGCUCAUUGAUAUCGUGGCCAAGGAGAAGAAAGAAGAUGCCUUGCCACCAGGCUUCCAGGAUAAUGCCAAAAAGGCCGCUGACUUUCUGGAACUUGGUAGCGAGGCUGCUAUGCAGCAGAUGAUGGACAGCCUGUUGGUGCAGAGUCCCAUGGAGCUGGCGAUCGGAAGCGUGGGAAACCUCUGCGCAGCCGGUGCACCGCUGAACAUCUUCCAGGAACAGAUUUCCGGCUUGGUCCCCUCCAUGGUUUCAGCUUUGCGGCGACACCUGCGGCCCAACGAUUGGCGCGUUUGUGGCCCCGCUGCUGGGGCACUCUGCAACCUGCUGCGCUUGCCAUCCGCAGCGGCAGAGGUGGAGAGCUGCAGUGAGUUGUUGCUGAAGGCUCUGAGUGAAGAGACCAAGCCCGAGAUUGCUGCGAUGAAGGAGCUGAAGGCCCAACUGCCAUCGCGCUUAGUGGCCUCAGCGACCUCACGGCUGCUGGGAGUACUGGUGAACCUGGUGGUUUGUCGACCAACCUCCCUGGCUCAACUGCAACACCAUGGGGCACUGGAGAUUGUGUUGCCCUUGCUGGACCCGGAGGCCUACAGCAGCCAAGGUUCCGACGGUUCCGACGAGCCACAAGUGAUCUCCACCCGAGUUUGUUUGUUAUCUGGACGACUCAUUGGUGCCUUCCCAGACUUGAAAUUAGAUCAAGAGAUACAACUGCUGCAAAAAUUGCAGCAAAUUCUGCAGACGAUCUCUGAAUUUAUUUCCAAAGUCGCUGGGAAAACUUCCAUUGAUGAGAAAAUCCUGGAAUUCUUCGAUCCACCGGUGCGAUUAUUGGUGACACUUCUCACCAAGACGGGUGCAUUGACUCGCUUGGCGCGCAGAUCUGAGGAGAACUCGCCCAGCCGUUCGCCGAGUCCGCCGAGCUCCUUGUCCUCCGUGGUGCUUCACCUGUCCCAGCUGCUGAAGGCGCUGCUGCCUGCGCAGCACUUGGCCAAAGAGGAGGAGGGCGCCUCAGCGUCGCGGCUCCGCGGAAAUUUGGCGUUGCUCUUUGGACAGCUCAGCGAUAUGCAAGCGGCAAAUGAAGAUGCAGCAGUCUGGAAGGCCCUGGAUUUGGGCGACGUAGUGGAGACCUUUCUGGAGAUGUUCCGCCGUGAGCGCGGCGCCGCGCAGCACAACCUGGGCGUUUGCAUCACCAAGUUCUGUAGCAACGGGCGCUACCGCGAACGCGUCAAAGAGGGCAACGGCCUGGAGUCGUUGCAUCAGAUUCAACUGCCCAAAGUCAAUGACCAGAAGGAGAAGGAGCAGCGGAUGCAUCGCCUUGAGACCUCCGUCACAGAUCGACGACGAGAGAUUCUGAGACGCCGCUGAAGGGUGUGGGGUCCAGGAAUGGGAUAGCUGCAGCCCAAAAUGGAUACCCU